Metschnikowia bicuspidata var. bicuspidata NRRL YB-4993 is the source of this 1422-nucleotide messenger RNA. It is a transcript of the gene OST1, whose product is annotated as dolichyl-diphosphooligosaccharide--protein glycotransferase subunit. Lineage: Eukaryota; Fungi; Ascomycota; Pichiomycetes; Serinales; Metschnikowiaceae. The record is from RefSeq and is a predicted model, not a curated record. The transcript has a single exon. Gene Ontology annotation, cellular component: membrane; oligosaccharyltransferase complex. Bases 1 to 1422 code for a protein of 473 amino acids.
AUGCUCUGGUCGUGGCUUCCCGUCUACUUGGCGCUUGCUGCUAUCGCCGCCUGCUCGCUGUUCCAGAUCGACUCUUCUGCGUGGGAGAAUUCCCGGUACUACCGGAAUCUCGACCUCUCGAACUCGUACGUCACCGAGCGCUGUUUGAUCGAGGUCAAGAACAUCUCGCCCGAGACCCAGGACUUGUACGUGUUGCCAGUCAACGACGGCUUCGACGCCAUCACAAACGUGUCUCACUACGGAGUUGUGCUUGCGGAGCGCAAGGAAAGUGCCCUUGUGGUCGAGUUGGAUGAGGGCAUCUACGCCGUCAAGUUCCCGAUCCCCAUUGCGCCGGGCUCGCUGAUCGAGUUGAACGUCAUGUUUGCCUACGCGGACUCCGUGACGCCGUUCCCCCCGAAAAUCGACAUGGAGGACCACCAGCAGUUGCUCCUCAAGCUCAACAAGUUCUGCUACUCGCCGUACGUGACCUCCGAGUACUCGAUGACGUUCCAGGGGCUCCCCAAGGGCCAGGAAAUGGAGUUGGUGGGAGCGCCCGAGCCCACGCCCGACUUGCCCUCUUUGGAGCCGCGCGUGGACAAAGAGUCUCGCACGUUGACCUACGGCCCGGUCCAGGCCACGAUCCCGUCGUACUCCGUCUGCCCCAUGGGUCUCUUGUACGAACACAACAGGCCGUUGACCCACGUGACCAACUACGAGAGAAGCUUUUGGUUGCCCGGCUCCGACGUGGACGUGGUGCUGACCGAGGAGUACUACGAGCUCUACAACCGAGGUGCCGAAUUGAAGACCGGCUUUUCGCGCACGGACUGGUUGAAGGGCCGUUUCGAGCUUCUCCAGGACCACCACGCGCUCUCCCACUUGAUCUUUGCCGUUGACGAGACGGCGCCGUACAAUGACUACUAUGUCACGGACAAAGUGGGCAUGGUGUCCUCGCACAAGAUCACGCACGACAACCUUGUCGUGCAGCCAAGAUUCCCGCUCUUUGGCGGCUGGAAGUACAACUUCACGCUUGGCUGGACCAACUCGCUCGAGACGUUUGUGCGGAAAGUGGUGGACGAGGAGGACACGUACGUGGCCCAAUUCCCACUCUUGAACUCGCUCAAAGACGUCCACUACGACAAAGUAUCCAUCAACUUCUACUUGCCCGAGAAUGCUGUGUACCUCAACGCCAGCGCUGCGGAGCCUUUCAAGAAUGUGCUGGUGGGCACCGACUUGAGCUACCUCGACGUGUCGGACGGCCACGUGAAGGUCACGCUUGAGUUCACGAACGUGAUUGACGCCGUCGCCAACACGCACGUCUUGAUCAAGUACAAGUAUCCUGCUGCCAGCUACUGGCACAAGGUGGGCAAGAUCGCCGCGUUCGUGUUUGCCGGGUUCAUGAGUUACUACGCGUUGGGGCUGGUGAACCUUUCCAUUGAUCAGUAA